Notolabrus celidotus (New Zealand spotty) is the source of this 3214-nucleotide messenger RNA. RefSeq names its product FYVE, RhoGEF and PH domain-containing protein 4-like. Bases 129 to 3023 code for a protein of 964 amino acids. The record is from RefSeq and is a predicted model, not a curated record. Lineage: Eukaryota; Metazoa; Chordata; Actinopteri; Labriformes; Labridae. Gene Ontology annotation, biological process: filopodium assembly; cytoskeleton organization. Gene Ontology annotation, molecular function: metal ion binding; guanyl-nucleotide exchange factor activity. The transcript is spliced from 16 exons. Gene Ontology annotation, cellular component: cytoplasm.
UGGGCUUGUUCGGGGCCGCGUGGGGAUUUAAACCAGUGCAGUGCCACUUUGGUAAUGUUUGAGCACGUGAAAGAGCAAAUGUCAUUGUGUUCAGGUAAUUUGCAGAUCGUUAUUCUUUAGUUGUCGCAAUGUUUGACCUGAAGAAGAGGAACAGUUUGACUUUAAACAGCGCUCGUGACGCGGAGGAGUUCAGACGGGUGGCUGUCAGACGCAAAGCCAAAGGUGCUGCAGUGGACUUCAUCGCAGUGAACAGUGGAGUGUGUGGCUCAUAUAGCUGUGGCAGUGCUUGUGACAGCUUCUGUGGAUCAGAACCAAACUCUAAAAAUGAUGCAGAGAAACACAAGGAAAGAAGCCCAGUAAAACGAUCACCUGUCAAACCCCAAGUGCCUCCUAAACCAGCUCACCUGCAGAGUCCUCUGAAGCCAGGACAAGCUCAAGCUCACAGUCCUACAACGGGGAAAUUAUUACCUCAACAUGUUCACGGCACAGACCACAGUCCCAAAGGAUGCAGCAGCAUUUCUGUUUCCUGUGUCAGUCCAUCAGGGGUUGGUCUAAGCUCCCCUAGUCCUGUCAGAGGAGGGGGAACUAGGUUUUUGAAUGGAGUGUCGGGGGGACAGAUCAGCCCUGCCCAACAUGCUCUGGGGAUCUCAAAUCUUACAAGCAGUCCAGUAUUAGGAUCUCCAAGUCCGGGGAAACGAGGCGUUCAGAGCCGUAGCUCAUUGAGGGAAAGAGGGCACAGCCCCGCAAAGUUGUCCCCAAGAAACCGGAGCCCUCUGAUAAGAAAACUGCGGACCCCCAGCCCCGUGCAGGGGAACAUGGGGAGCUAUAGUUCUGCCAAGAACUCUAAAUCGUGGCUUGGACUGCACAGAAUCCCAAGUGGAAAGAACGAAGGGAAAGAGAAGAAAGGAGGGAAAUCUUUAAGUGUACCUGACUUACUUUUUUACUUGGAGGAAAGGAGGAUACCCAUCCAUAAAGCUGAAAGUCCUGCACUGAAACUGAUUCAGUCACCUAGCAACAACAGGCCAGCCAUCACUGUAAAAUCACCAGUUAUCCAAAUACUCAGUCACUCCACAAAUGAAGCCCAUCCUCCAAGCAAUAGCAAGGCGCUGUCCCCACCACAAAUGAAUGGCAAUGUGCAGAAGAGAGAUUUCACGGAAGUAAAUGGGAAAGGAACAAAUGUCAAAAUGGAAGACGGCAAGAUAUCACAUGGCUGUAAAUUUUCCUGCUUGUGGAAUGGGGCUACUGCAGGAGACUGCAAGCUUAACAAGGAGUCUGAUGUGGAACAAAGUCAUGAAGAGAAGAGGCAGGAGGGAGGAGGAGAUGAGCCAAGAGAGGAAGAGAGCACAGAGCAGAAGUUGUACAGCAUAGCCAAUGAACUCCUGCAGACAGAGAGGACGUACGUGGCUCGUCUCCACCUGCUGGACCAGGUUUUCUGCUCACGCCUCACAGAAGAGGCAGGCCGAGGCUCAUUUCCUCCUGAAGUGAUCAGGAACAUAUUCUCCAACAUUUCCUCCAUCUACUCCUUCCACAGCCAGUUUCUGCUUCCUGACCUGGACAAAUGUAUCUGUCAGUGGCAUGAGAGGCCCGGCCUGGGUAAGGUCCUGCUGCAGCACGCCCCCUUCCUGAGGAUGUAUGCCGAAUACGUAAGGAACUUUGACCAGGCCAUGGAGCUAGUUAGGACCUGGACAGAACGCUCCUCUACCUUCAGAAAUACAAUCCAGGACAUACAGAGCCAGGAGAUGUGUGGCCACCUGACCCUGCAGCAUCACAUGUUGGAACCAGUUCAGAGAGUUCCACGUUAUGAGAUGCUGCUAAGGGAUUACCUGAAGAAACUGCCAGAGGAUAACCCAGAUUAUGAGCUUGCUCAUAAAUCCUUGCAGACAAUCUCCAUGGCAGCCACCCACUCAAACAGCGCCAUCCACAAAGCUGAGAGCCUGAAGCGGCUGCUGGAGAUCUAUGAGAUGGUUGGAGAGGAGGAAGUGGUAAACCCGACCAAUGAGUUCCUCAGGGAAGGUCGCUUGCUUAAGCUUGCAGCCAGGAACACAUCUGCCAUGGAGAGGCACCUAUUCCUGUUCAACAACUUCAUGCUGUGCUGCACUCCUAAGUUCAGCCUGGUUGGGCAGCGUUUCACUGUUCGCUGCAGGAUCGGAGUGGAUGGCAUGGAAGUGCAACAAACAAACAAUGAGGAUCAUCCAUUCACUUUCCAAGUGUCAGGAAAGGAGAGAACCCUUGAGCUGCAGGCCAGCUCUGAAGAAGAAAGAGAUGGGUGGAUUAAGGUCAUUCAGGGAGCCAUCGAUGUGUUUCAGAGGAAGCAUGAAACCUUCAAAGUGGCUUCUAAGGAGCCAAAUGUAGAAGAACAGGCAGAGGAACUUGGCCGGCGUGCCCCUCGCUGGAUCAGAGACAACGAGGUGACGGUAUGCAUGAAAUGCCAGGAACCUUUCAAUGCACUCACCAGGAGACGACACCACUGCAGAGCCUGUGGCUGUGUUGUGUGCUGGAAGUGUUCAGACAAUAAAGUGGCUUUAGAGUAUGAUGGAAACAAGCUGAACAAAGUGUGCAAAGCCUGCUACUCCAUCCUGAGCUGUCAAAGAGGGGAGAGGGUGGAGGGGAAGAAGAGGAGAAUACUGGAGUCUGAAGCAUCUUUAGUAUCCACUGAUGGCACAAUGAGCGGCUUCCUGCUGUAUGGAAACAACCCAAAGACCUGGCAGCAGUUGUGGUGUGUCAUCACCAGAACUGAUCCUCCUUUCCUCUGCCUGUACACCACUCCCCAGGAUGUGAAGCCUCUGUCCUGUAUACCUCUAUCAGGCUGCAGCGUGGAGGAUUCCCCUCAGGAGCUCCAGGGUCAGCCCUCUUUCUGUGUAAGCCAGUCCAAAACCACCCACACUUUCUCCUGCGAUGGCUUGAACCUCAAACAGAGCUGGCUGAACGCUCUGACAGUGUCAGUGGCAGGAUGCCAGCGUGUUCACCCAGUGACCCUGACGUCAUCACCGAUUGCUCCAGACGUGGCCUUAAUGGUUAUGUGAAUAAUGGACGUGUCAGAAGUCUGGACAAACAUGUACAUGUGGUAAUAGUGAAUGAAAUGUAAAAGUUUAAUUCAGGUGUUUAAUGUUAGUACAUUAUAUUCAGACUGAGAACUGUUUUUCUUACAAGUGACGGUGCACUUUAUUGAAAUGGUUUACAGUAAAAUAAAUAAAGUGAAGGUGUUUUUAUAAGA